Molecule: messenger RNA, 2763 nt
Organism: Cajanus cajan (pigeon pea)
Lineage: Eukaryota; Viridiplantae; Streptophyta; Magnoliopsida; Fabales; Fabaceae
Product: Pentatricopeptide repeat (PPR-like) superfamily protein
Biological process (GO): chloroplast-nucleus signaling pathway; mitochondria-nucleus signaling pathway
Cellular component (GO): chloroplast
Molecular function (GO): protein binding
Source: RefSeq, a predicted model, not a curated record
AAAGAAAGGAAGGAGAAGAUUUCUCAAAACAUUUGCAAGUCCUAACCACGUCACCUUAUCCUGGACCUGACGUCUAUUAUCGGGGAGCAAAUGCGAAUGGGAUUGCUCUCUCCAUAUCCACUCCACUGCUAUUCAUCAUAACAUGUUGGUGUUACCACCACAACUAACAGCUCCAUUCCCUUCCAUCCACGUCACCACCCUCCACCACCACCAACACCACCACCACCACCGAGUCCUCCCCCACCACGCGACCUUCACCUCCGCCAAGCCACUGAUCCUGGAAGAAGGCCCCGACGACAUCCUCACGCUGCACAACCGCCGCUACGACUUCAGCCCUCUCCUCCACUUCCUCUCGGACCCAGCCACUCCCCACUCCGCCCCCAGCUCGGCCCCUCCCACUUCCCUCGACUCAGCAGAGUUCGAACUCGCCGAGUCCUUCCGCGCCGUCCCGGCCCCACUCUGGCACGCGCUCCUGAAGUCCCUCUGCGCCUCCCCCUCCUCGAUCCCCCUCGCGUACGCCGUCGUUUCAUGGCUGCAGAAACACAACCUCUGCUUCUCCUACGAGCUCCUCUACUCCAUCCUCAUCAACGCCCUCGGCCGCUCCGAGAAGCUCUACGAAGCCUUCCUCCUCUCCCAGCGCCAGGUCCUCACUCCCCUCACCUACAACGCGCUCAUCGGCGCCUGCGCGCGCAACGGUGACGUCGACAAAGCCCUCAAUCUCAUGUCCAAAAUGCGCCGCGACGGUUACCAACCGGACUUCGUCAACUACAGCUCCAUCAUCCAGUACCUCACGCGCUCCAACCGCGUCGACUCUCCCAUUCUGCAGAAGCUCUACGCCGAAAUCCAGGCCGAUAAGAUCGAAAUCGACGGCCACCUCAUGAACGACCUCAUUCUAGGGUUUUCCAAAGCCGGUGACGCCACGCGCGCCAUGAGUUUCCUCGCCAUGGCGCAGAGCAGCGGCUUGAACCCUAAGCCGUCCACGCUCGUCGCGGUUAUGCUAGCGCUUGGGAAUUCGGGAAGGACGCAAGAGGCUGAAGCGUUGUUUGAGGAGAUUAGGGAGAAUCGGUCAGAACCGAGAACUAGGGCUUUCAAUGCUUUGCUUAAAGGCUACGUGAAAACUGGCUCGCUCCGGGAUGCUGAGUUUGUUGUGUCGGAAAUGGAGAAAGCAGGGGUCAUGCCUGAUGAACAAACUUAUAGUUUGUUGAUUGAUGCGUAUGCUCAUGCUGGGAGGUGGGAGAGUGCGAGGAUUGUGUUGAAGGAGAUGGAAGCGAGCAAUGUGCAGCCGAAUUCCUAUGUCUUUAGUAGAAUUUUGGCGAGUUAUCGCGACAAAGGGGAGUGGCAGAAAUCGUUUCAGGUUCUGAAGGAGAUGAAGAGCAGUGGCGUGCAGCCUGAUAGGCAUUUCUACAAUGUGAUGAUUGACACGUUUGGGAAGUUCAAUUGUCUUGAUCACGCCAUGGCUACGUUCAAGAGGAUGUUGUCGGAGGGGAUUCGGCCGGAUACUGUCACCUGGAACACUCUGAUUGCCUGUCAUUGUAAGUCCGGGCUGCACAACAGGGCGGAGGAGUUGUUCCGGGAGAUGCAGCAGAGGGGAUGCUCGCCUUGCAUUGCUACUUAUAACAUUAUGAUUAAUUCCAUGGGGGAGCAGCAAAGGUGGGACCAAGUGACUGAGUUGUUGAGCAAGAUGCAGAGUCAGGGGUUGCUGCCCAAUUCGAUAACUUACACAACUCUGGUUGAUGUGUAUGGAAAGUCGGGGAGAUUUAGCGAUGCAAUCGAGUGCUUGGAGGUCUUGAAAUCUACGGGGUUCAAGCCGACUUCAACCAUGUAUAAUGCUUUGAUCAAUGCCUAUGCACAAAGGGGUUUGUCUGAACUAGCAGUAAACGCAUUUAGGCUGAUGACAGCUGAGGGUCUGACACCCAGUCUAUUAGCUCUCAAUUCAUUAAUUAAUGCAUUCGGUGAAGAUAGAAGAGAUGCUGAAGCCUUUGCUGUGCUUCAGUACAUGAAAGAAAACAACAUGGAACCUGAUGUAGUUACUUAUACCACACUUAUGAAAGCUUUGAUUCGUGUUGAAAAGUUCCAAAAGGUUCCAGCUGUGUAUGAAGAAAUGGUCACGUCUGGGUGCACUCCUGAUAGAAAAGCAAGAGCAAUGCUGCGGUCUGCUCUUAGAUACAUGAAGCAGACACUGAAAUCAUAGGAAAAUUAUCAAGCACAUUCUUUCAUAAAGACAAAACAGAAUCAAAUUUGCUCACCUUAUUUGCUUGGUUAUAAUUCUGAAGGUUAAUGUAUUAGUAAAAUCCUGAUUCCUGUUGUAGACUAGCAUAACCCCUUCACAGCAGUGCGUUUGGGCAGUGUGCCAUGCUGGAUAUUUAUGCUCCAAGCACAUGCUCCAAACAUGGAAGGCAUAGAAAAUUAAUGGCUUCCCGUAAUGCUGGACCAUACAUAUCAUAUCAAUCUUUGGGAUUUAUGUAUCAUACAUUAAUGUAAGUAAAAUUUAUAUGUUGAAAUGCAUAUUUCAUGUUCAUAAAUGUGUGUGUACAUUAGAAUAAGAAAAAAGGAAGAGUGUGAGUGGUUAUGCAUUUCAUUUGCAUCCCCACUGUUGUUUUACAUCGCGGUAAGUUUCAUAGAGGACUGAGCCGUGCUAUUAUUCAUCCGAAAUUUGAUGAAUAAGUAGUUAUCUAUUUAUUUUACUUAUCAAUUGAAGGCAAAGACCUUGCUAUCAUGUAAAGCCUCGUGUUUGAAUCCCAGUUAAAUCUCCUUGAACGUGAA